This is a messenger RNA of Uranotaenia lowii, 1567 nucleotides long. RefSeq names its product low-density lipoprotein receptor-like. Lineage: Eukaryota; Metazoa; Arthropoda; Insecta; Diptera; Culicidae. Gene Ontology annotation, molecular function: protein binding. The record is from RefSeq and is a predicted model, not a curated record. The transcript has 2 exons. The coding region runs from base 290 to 673 and encodes 127 amino acids.
GAAUAAUCAAUAUUGUAUCUUCCUUUAGUGCCGCUCCAGUGGAAUCUGCAUCAGCUGGUUCUUCGUAUGCGAUGGGCGUCCGGACUGCAGCGACGCUUCGGAUGAGGAAUGCAACUUUUCGCUGAAAUCCAACAUCACUAACUGCCCGGAGCUAUCGUUCCGCUGCGAGAAGAGUGGCCGAUGCAUUUCAAGAGCGGGCAUUUGUGACGGUAAAGUCCAAUGCCCGCAAGGGGAGGACGAGGUAGGAUGUGAUUUCCGCAAAUCUCGACGCUGUCCGGAGCACACCUUCAUGUGUCGCAGCGGCGAAUGUCUGCCGGAGUACGAGUACUGCAAUGCGAUCAUGUCCUGCCGGGAUGGAAGCGAUGAGCCGCCCCAUCUGUGCGGAUCCCGAUCGGUGCCGAACUUUUUCGUAAAGCUUUUGUCCGGUGCAAACACCCGAAGCCGGAACUACUGUCCGCUGAGGUGCGGAAACGGAAACUGCCGUUCGACGGCCAUCGUUUGCUCCGGCAGGGAUGGCUGUGGAGAUGGAAGUGACGAAGAGAGCUGUGCCGUUUGUCGUUGCCCUGCCCCUGCUUUCGAAGAAACUGCGUCUCCGUCCAUGAUUUUACCAGUUGUUAGCCGAUCGAAACAGCGAAGCCGAACCGGAAGGAUCACCGGAAAUUGGCAGGAGUAAUAAGUCUCUAACGAGCAAACUAGAAAGUUAUGGACUUUAACUUUAGACUUCAUGAUGCAAAAAUCAAGAACAACACCAUUGCUUAAGAUUUAUUUCGUAAAUUCAAGUUGCAUAAUUUAUUCAAUUUCAAGUUUAAAGCAAUUGAAUUGAAUUUUAAAACAUUUUUUCUAUACUUAACUGUGCCAAUCUUGUUCGGAUAUUCGCCAAAAACUUAAAUAAAAAAAGAAUCUAUAUCUCAAUCUUUCAGCGUUCUAUUGAAGACAUUUUGAGCAGUUGCUUACAAAAUGACUAAGUGAGUCGAAUGAGUAUGACUGAAACAGAAAAAGUAAACAUUGUACAUAUAAUAUAAAUGACUAAAAUUAGAUUUUAGAAGUAGAGCACUUAAAUACUUAGUAAAGUUUAUCUUUAACUAAAAUAUUGAAUAUUUAUCAUGAUUAGAGAUGCUUUUAAAAGAAAACACAAAACACAUUGCAAGAAAACAAACAAAACGAAAAUAAACAUUCGGCUUUAGGAAACAAAUGUUUAAAACGAAUCUUCCGAUAGAAAGAUGAUCUUCAAGUGAAAGAUGAGAAAAAUGAAAAGUGUGGAUUGGAAACCUUGUUUUUUGGGUGUCGAGCACCCUUUGAAUGACGACUUUCAAUCAACGAACGAUUAGAAAGGAUAUGAAUAUCUUAAGGAAAAUUCUUUAAGAAAUUUCACUAUCAAAAGACAAACACGGCAAAGCAAUACCAAGACACAAACUUAAAGCAAUACGAAACAGUUUACCCAUUAGAAACUCGAAAACUAUUAUUUGAGGCACCUAGAGAACCAAUCUGUAUAAACCGAUGUUUUAUAACCAGUUUUAUUAUCUUAAGAAUAUUUAGACCCUAAGAAAAUUUUAAAUAAAAUUUCUAA